AUGCCUGUUAUUGAAAUCCCAAAGGAGCAAUGGGCGCAAGUACUCGAAAAGCCCGGGGGCCUGGUUGUUCAUAAGAAAGUUCCCGUACAUAUGCCAGGUCCCGAUGAGGUCUUGGUCAAUGUAAAGUAUUCCGGAGUCUGUCAUACCGACUUACACGCUAUGAUGGGUGAUUGGCCACUAAAGAGGAAGAUGCCUCUAGUUGGUGGUCACGAAGGCGCUGGUGUCGUGGUCGCCAAGGGUGAGCUUGUCAUGAACAUAGAGAUUAGUGACCACGUUGGGAUCAAGUGGUUAAAUGGCUCUUGUUUAAACUGCACUUUCUGCUUACAAGGCGAUGAGCAGCUCUGUCCUCAGGCUCUCCUCUCCGGCUAUACAGUAGACGGCACUUUCCAGCAAUAUGCUAUUGCCAAGGCGGCACACAUCACCCGAAUCCCUAGCGAGUGUAGCCUGGAAGACGUUUGUCCGAUCCUUUGCGCAGGACUCACCGUUUACAAGGGGCUUAAAGAAUCUGGUGUUCGUCCGGGGCAAUAUGUCGCCAUAGUUGGUGCAGGCGGUGGCCUCGGAUGCGUCGCUCUACAGUACGCUAAGGCCAUGGGUGUCCACAGCAUUGCAAUCGACGCAGGGAACGAUAAAUCCAAGGUUUGCAAAGAUCUGGGUGCAGCAGCUUUUAUCGACUUCCAAGAGUCCUCAGAUAUUGCCGCUGAUGUUAGGGCCGCAGUCCCCGACGGGUUCGGGCCCCACGCUGUCCUCGUGCUCGCAACCCACGAGGUGCCAUUCCAGCAGGCAUACAAAUAUGUUCGAUCACACGGCAGUGUUGUUUGCAUUGGUAUGCCGGGCUAUGCAUAUCUCAAAGCACCAAUCUUCGCCACUGUCGUUCGCAUGGUCAACAUCAAAGGCAGUUAUGUGGGGAACCGCCAGGACGCAGCCGAGGCUAUUGAAUUCUUCCGACUUGGCCAGAUUAAAGCGCCACACAAGCUUAUUGGUUUGAGUCAUCUACAGGAUGUCUAUGAUAUGAUGCUUAAGGAUGAGAUUGUGGGUCGGUAUGUCGUUGAUACAAGCAAGUGA
Molecule: messenger RNA, 1062 nt
Organism: Fusarium oxysporum Fo47
Lineage: Eukaryota; Fungi; Ascomycota; Sordariomycetes; Hypocreales; Nectriaceae
Product: chaperonin 10-like protein
Exons: 2
Coding region: 1-1062 (353 amino acids)
Molecular function (GO): zinc ion binding; oxidoreductase activity
Source: RefSeq, a predicted model, not a curated record